Ananas comosus (pineapple) is the source of this 1575-nucleotide messenger RNA. RefSeq lists its product as uncharacterized. The transcript has 2 exons. Gene Ontology annotation, molecular function: uroporphyrinogen-III synthase activity. Gene Ontology annotation, biological process: tetrapyrrole biosynthetic process. NCBI's taxonomy places the organism in Eukaryota, Viridiplantae, Streptophyta, Magnoliopsida, Poales, Bromeliaceae. The record is from RefSeq and is a predicted model, not a curated record. The coding region runs from base 579 to 1502 and encodes 307 amino acids.
UCCCCAUACUUGUACCUAUUCCUGUAAUAGCUAGUUCUUGCUUAUAUCCGAACCAAACGGUAAAUUAAUUAAAUAGGAUUUAAUACUGUAUACUUUUCGAAAUUCGAAUAUUGUAACAUAUAUAUAAGUUUGGUAGAAAUAUCGUUUUCUAGAUAUAAUAAAUCAUUCAUUAUUAUUUAGGUCUAAUUUUACAUAUACAAAUAUCGACCGCCUAUUGUAAAAAUAAUAGUAAAAAAUCUCUAUUAAGCGCACUCGCCCAAAACAAAACCCCUGUAGUAAUCCAGAACUUGAGGGACUUUCUUGCAAAAUGUCCCUCCCCACUUCUCGCUUAUCUUCUUCUUCUUCUUCUUCUUCUUCACCGAUCAAAACCCCCCUACACACCAAAUUUCGUCUCUCUCUCUCUCUCUCUCUCUCUCUCUCUCUCUCUCUCUCCAUCUUCGCCAUUGAUGACCUGGGAAACACGAGGAGAGCACAACGCACAAGAUCAAAAAGAAUAAUAACAAUAAUAAUAAUAACAAGAUUUUGAGAGGUACAAGCGUGGUAAUCAUUUCUAAUUUAUUGAAAUAACAACGACGAGAAUGAUGACAACGAUGACUAUGAGCACUGGCCGGCCUCCGGCGAUCACCGGAAUAAGAGAAACGGCGAAUUCCGGCCUCUCCGGCACCACCCCGUCGACCUACGCCCGGCGCCUCUCCCGCCUCCUUGAGCUUCGCGGGGCGGUGCCGGUCCCCUUCCCGACCGUCGUCGUCGAGCCCACCCCCUCCACCCUCGCCGCCAUCCGGCCAUACCUUCUUCCCGGAGCCCUCGACUCCUUCGCCGCCAUCGCCUUCACCUCCCGCAUCGGCAUCUCGUCCUUCGCGCUUGCCCUCGAAGAAGCACCGCCGCCACCCGCUCCGCCGCUCUCCGGCUCCAAAGAUGAGCCCCUCGUCAUCGCGGCGCUCGGAAAGGACGCCGAGGUCCUCCGCGAGGGUGAUCUCCUCUCGAAGUUGUGCCGGAGUCCUAGCAUGGUCAAAAUUCUCGUGCCGGAGAUCGCCUCCCCGGCGGAGUUGGUGAAUUCGCUCGGAGACGGAUUCGGGAGGAUGGUUUUGUGCCCCGUCCCGACCGUAGUCGAUCUUCGAGAGCCGCCGGUGAUCCCGGAGUUUUUGAAUCACUUAAAGGCGGCGGGAUGGGUUGUAGUUAGGGUUUCGGCUUACGAGACUCGGUGGGCGGGGCCAGGGUGCGUGGCGGAGAUGGUGAGAACUGAAAUAGGGGAUUCGCCGGAUGCCAUAGUGUUCACGAGCUCGGCGGAGGUCGAGGGGCUGGUCAAGGGGUUAGAGGCGGCGGGGUGCGAUUGGGGGACGAUGAGGCGAAGAUGGCCGGAGAUGCUGGUCGCGGCGCACGGGCCGGUGACCGCCGAAGGGGUGGAGAGGUUUGGGAUCGGCGUGGAUGUAGUCGGCGCGAGCUUUGAUAGCUUCGACGGAGUGUUAGAUGCUCUCGCAUUGAAAUUUCUUGAUCAAAAAUAAAAAAUUUGCAAGAAUCUUAGAAAACAGAACCAACUGUCCUCAGCGCAAGUGACAAAUGGAUUGAUGGUUGGUA